GAACUGACGUUUGACGGUAAUUUUAUAGGUUAUGAAAAUGCUUGUUAUUGGCAUUUUAUUAUUUUAUUUCUAACAAAGUGGAAUUUAAUGAUAAUUAUUAAAUAUAAUAUAAAAUCGUAAUAAAUUGUAUUCUCCGGUAAAUAAGUUAUAGUUUUGUGUAAUAAUGGACUCUACGAAAAAAGAACCCGAUGCCGAUUAUGGAGGGAAAGCUGCUUUGGUGGACACAAACAAAUCAUCCAUGCAAAUUUUAUCAGAACUUUUCAGUACGUUUGACGCAGAACCCCCGGUUAUUGUGAAAAAAGAAAAGAGGGACAAGACGUCGGACACUACAAAAAAAUCAAAAAAAAGUAAGAAAAAACAUAAGAAGCAUAAAAAAAAGAGUAAGAAGAAAAAAAGGUCUUCAAGUUCUUCCAGUUCCUCAUCUGGCAAUUCUGAAGUUGAUCUAGCAAAGCUUCUUAUUAAACAAGAAAAGGAUAAAGCUGAUGAAAAAAUUAAAAUUGAAGGAACAUCCUUAUCAUUAGACAUUAAAUUGGAAAUUAGUAAAGAAGAACAAAAAAUUAAGUUUAAUAAACGAAGUGACGCCUCCCAGAAAAUUCAUAUAAAGGACCUCCAUCUAUCCUCAAUUAAAAAAGAUAAAAAUAAAGGAGUAUCCAACUAUGAAGAAGGUGAAAUUUUAGACUCUGAAGGUACACGAAAAAGAAAAAAACACAAACAUGAUAAAGAUAGAUCAUCAAAACGAAAUAAGACUAAGGAAAGAAGUACCAGUUUUGAAAGAAACUUGAAUGAGUAUGAGGAACUAAAAAGUAAAUUAAAGAAACACAGAAGCCCUGAGCUAGAAAGGGAUCAUCGAAAAAGCAACAGGUCUAGUAGAGACAGAGACAGUCUCAAAGUAGUUUUUAGAAGAAGUAGGGAAAGAUCCAGGGAUAGAUUUUAUCAAGAUAGACAUAGAACAGAUUAUAGAUCUGAUUACAAAAGCAGACAUAGAGAUCAUUCCCCUUAUAAAGAUGAUGGCUUUUAUAGAAGAGGAAGGUCUAGAUCAAGAGAUAGAUCCAGGUCAAGGGAAAGAGCUAGAUCUAGGGAUAAAAGUUUUUGGAAUCCAAGGGAAGAGCGAUACAGAAGUAGAGACCAAGUAAGUGAUCAAAGAAGAAAAGAAAGAGAGAGAGAAGAUUCAUCACGUAUUGACAAAAAAAAAUUGCUAGAAAUUGCCAGAAGAAAUGCUAUUCAGAUGAUGAAAUCGGGCAGUUUGCCUGGAGCACUAAGUCUGGGCACUAUAGCUCAAGAAAAGAUGAUAGCUGCAAUUAAAUCAGGUGGAAAAUCAAUUGAUGAACUCACUGAUUUUUGCAAAUCACUUUCAAAAAAAGAGGAACUGGGAGAAUUGUCUAGUUUAUCUGAAAAGGAAGACAGUGAUGCAGAUGAACCAUUCCACCAUCCAUUUAAAAUUAAAGACAGGCCAACAACAAUCACCAUGAAUAUAAAGAAUGCUGUGCCUUUGCCUACAAAAACCACACAGGAGAGAACAACAGAGUUAAGAAUGCAAUUUCCGGUUAGCAGUGGGCAGCAACAUAGAGUUAAUGAGGAAUGGGUUCCUGUGGCACCACAGACUUCUCAGACAAAGCCUGUGGUUGAAGUUGUUAAACCAAAACACCAUGAAAUUCUGAAAGGACCUUUGGCUAUUGAAGCUCCUCCAAAAGUACCUCCACCUCUUCCUCCACCUGAUCCUUUACCUCCCUUAAUACCAGCUCCACCUAAUGCCCCACCUGGACCACAAAUAUUUCCUGCGAUAGAAUCAGGUCCACAACUUUUGACGGCAGACAUUGGUUCAAUUGUUUCGCAGAGGCUUACAGCUUUGAGAAAACUUCAAGAAAAUCCUCAUGAUGUAAAAGCAUUAGGUGACAUGUAUAAGUCGAAUAAGGAAAUGGAAACUUGGGCUAAAAGCAAACAACAAUUUAGCCAACUCUCUGGACAGUUUACUGGUUCUACAGGUGCUCAGGUUUUAACCCAAGCAGAGCUAGCCUCAGGCUAUCAAGCAUGGGCAAAAAAAAAUCAAUUACAAAUUGCCGCUCCCGUAUCUGGUGGAAUGGGCAUGCAUUUAUUGCAAAAAAUGGGAUGGAAACCUGGUGAAGGCCUUGGAAAAGAAAAAACAGGUGCUCUUGAGCCUUUGCUGCUUGAAGUUAAACUCGACAAAAAGGGUUUGGUGGCUACAGAAGAGCAACAAAAGGGUAAAAAGAAAUGCCAGAAUGCACCAGUUCCUGCAAAGACUUUGCAAGGCAAACAUCCAGUCUCUCUGCUUGGAGAGUAUGCUUCCAAAAAGAAGUUAGGAGCUCCACAGUACAUUUUAGAAUUUGAAUGUGGUCCUGACCAUAAGAAAAAUUUCUUAUUUAAGGUCCAACUGAACGGAGUUGAAUAUAAGCCAAAUGUUGCUAGUGCAAACAAAAAAGAAGCCAAAGCAAAUGCUGCAGUCCUGGCAUUGAAACAAAUUGGACUACUACAGUAGAUGUGAUAAUCUUAUUCAUUUGAGAAUAUAAUCGUGAUAUUAGUGUAAAAUUGAAAUUGUUUUUUGUAUAUAUAAUAAACUUUGUAUAUAUUAUGUAAGAGAUAUAUAAUUUUUUAGAAAAUAAUUUUAAAGUAUGUAUGAAAUAUUAAGCAGAUUGUAUUAAGGUACUUGGAAAUGGUGAGAGGUUAUGUGUCAACUUUGAAAUGUAAUGAACACGACUUUUGGCUCCUCCAAGAGAAAAAACUCCUGAGCCAGUACCACAACGCAAAUCAGAUAUACACCCAAGAUUGAGAAGAAGACUGAUCAUGUCACCUGAUAAAAACCAGUCACAAGAACUGGGAUUUUUUAUUGCGAAGAAAUUGAAGAGCUUAGAAAAGGUUAUGAAGGUUAGUUAGGUAUAUAUUAGUAUAUACUACUAUUUCCUAUGUAGUUUUGCUUAUAAACAUUUUAUGUUAUACCAGAUAUGUUUUCUGAGUAUACUAUACGUUUUAUUGGGAUAGUUCUUAACAUAAUUUGUUGCUUGAUGAGUUCUGGACAUUAAAUUAAUAACAUCAUGUUAUAUUUGCUUCUGGAAAUUAUAUAAUUUACUACUCUUUUUAAUAUCAUGCAUGUGUAAAGAUAAGUGUUUCUUUUAAACAUGGCAAUAUUUCCACUAGUAUUUUAGGUAUAAUAUUAAACUUUUAGAAACAGAUUGGUGGCUAGUGUAGCUAAAAUGCUUCUUGUAGUAUUUUUUAUUUUAAUAAUUUAAAUAUUUUUCCAACAAUAGACUGUAAGGAAGGAAACAUCUGUCUAGGUUAUAGUGACCCUUACUUUUUAUUUAACUUUUCUUAUGGAUAUAAAGCUCACUCUAGUAGUUUCUUACAAGAUCUACAAAUCUUUCAAUGAUAUUAGAGUUAUAGUAACAACUUAUACCAAUAGUCCUCAAUGAUAACCACACAACUCAAAAUAUAUCAUUUUUCAGAAGAGCAAUUUGAAAAUAUCAUUGUUUAAGAGUUGUUUUUUGUUGGAAGUUAAAAUAACUUUUUAACAUUUGUUUUAAUAUUGGUUUAGACUGUUUAGAGAAAUAUAAUAAACUCUCAAAUGAUUUUUAUUUUUUGUGUUUUGGCUUUUUUUAACUACAAAAUUGUUCUGCAGAAUGAGUUUAACAGAAUGUAAUUAUAGGAAUAUUUCAGUGCUGUUCUGUUGCUAUUAAAAAUUCCGUUCUAGGGUUUGUACAUAACUAACAGCCUCUUCUGUGGUUAUCUGGGUUAUCUCUAUAGUAAUGUGUUUGUGGAUGUCGGUAGUCUUUUCAAUAGUCUGCAUUAUUUUAAUUAAAAUUUGUUUUAAAAUCAAAAUGGCGCCCUGGUCUAUUGGCCUGUUAUCGAUGUUAUAUUAGGCCGGAAAAAAGCAAGCUUUAUAGAAUACAGUCUAAUUUUCUGACAAGCCGAGCAAUUAUCCAUUGGCAAUAAAAUGUUCGAUUGGCUUUAGUUAAAUCUUUGUCCCACUUUUUUAAAUAAUCUUAAAAAAUCGAUGAUGCAAUAACAAACAAAAAUCUGCAUCUGAAACAACAGAUAAUGCAUUCAUUGAACUACAUGAUUGAAUAACAAAACAAAGGUAAAAAGUUGUGCAUAAUCAUCUAACUAAAAAUUAUGCACAUAUUUAUAACAUUUAAACUGACCUAUAAGUUAUUUUGUUUUUUCAGUUCCAGAAGCAUUAGCCCAAACCAUUGCUGUGAUAUGUUCUUUGGAAAUCUUUUCUCCACUACAUAUCGCUCCGUAGAUAGUUGAUUCAUUUUUCAGUGGGAGGGUUUAAAAAUUCAAGAGUAAACACAUAAAAGGAAAAAUUCUAGCCCUUAUUCAAGUUGUGACACUUUUUCAUAAAAACUAAGUAUUACUUUACUUUUGAAUGUCGGUUUUAAUUUAUGUACUAUUAUACAAAAACUGCAUGUUAAAAUAAAAACAAAUGAAAACUACAUUAACAAAGUCAGUUUAUCAAUUUAAACAGUUACUUAACCUAUAUUAUUUUAAUAACUUUUAUGCUUAUAAAUUCUUAUAAAAUUCAGUGUGGCAAAUAGGAAUGUGUUUUUUUUUCAGAAGUGCUAAUAAACCCUUUUUCUUUUUAUCAGUAAUUUUGAUUCUACUCUUGUACAAUUUCUCUAAACCAAAGUUGCAAUAGUUUAUGGAUAGUCUAGGUCUUUUUAUUUGUAGCUCACUGAAGUUAUCUUCCGCAUAGGAGGUCUUAUAAAGGAUUGUAAAUGGAGCUUCCCUCCUAAUUUUAAUUACUUUCAUGCAGCCCAGCUUAUCAUUGCUUUUUCUGGAACUUUCUAUAUUUCCAACUUUUUCAUUUAGUCGCUUUAAGUUAAAAAAUUCGUAUAGGACAUUUCUCUUACCAGAAAAGGGUUUCCAGUUUUUUUUGCGCUCUUGAUGACAUCAACAUAUUCAGCUAGUAGGAAAAUAGGGCCUGAUUUUAAAGACCGUUUAAUUUGGCGUUCAAUGAGGGAAUGUGGAUUAUCGCCCUCGUGCUGUGUGUGUCCUACAAUCAGAAACUUAUGCGUUAUUGAAUUUACAUUUGGGUAUUUUAACAAAGUAUAAAUAUACAUGCUUAAAAUAUAACGAUUUUUUUGUUGUCCCACGCAGUUGUCAGAAUACAAUACGAAAUCAAUUUUUUCUUCAGGAUUUAAUUUUGCUCUUUCUUCAAUGUAAUUCAGAAGACAAGAACCAAUUUCAUUGGCUCCUCUUUGUCCCUGGGUUUCGUCCCAUACAUAGCAGUAGCACUGGUCACCUUGUUGAUUUUGAUUUAUUUCGUACACCGUAUAAUUAAAGACUAAGUAACUUAAGUUUUGAUAGAUAAUAAAAAGAGGACGUAUCUCCCUUGGGGCAUGGUAUUACUGCCUGUAAAUCAAAACACACUACCACAUGAGUUUUACUAAUUUUUUGUUAUCAGACUGUUUCUCCAAACGAGAGAGCUCUUUUUCAGAAAUAUGCAUUUCAUACUCAUCUCUCUCAAGAUUUUGUUUUUCUUCUUGUCCUGAAUUGUUAUAAGUGGCACAAACUCCACACUGAUCUUUUUUAGGUGUGAAGAAUGAGAUAUUAAAUUCACGAGUGAACACUUGGUGGUAUAUUAAAUACUUUGCAUAGGGUACAUUUUUUUCUGUGCAGUCUUUAACAUAGUCCCCGUGUAGAUCUCGACUUUCCACCUUCAAUAUAUAUUUACGGGAAGAACGUGCUCUCGUAUAAUGGCUUUCAAUUCUUGGAACGGAGUUAAUAUGCCUUCGAACUCCUUCUUUGAUACUAGCAUCCAGUUUCUGAUAUUUGCCGUGUUUUCCUCGGAGAUCAGUUGAAAUCAUUCCACCAACUUCAUCUCGCUUACUUAUUACUGUUCUUAUGGGUCGGUCCGUUAUGUCCAAGGUGGAUCUAAAAAAAGUUGCACACGCGAAUAUGAUUCCCGUCGAUAUUGAAAUGAAACGCAGUAUUAUCACGACGUUUGGAUUUAUGCCUAUGGUAUUGAUAAUUUGGUUUGAUAGGGGUCAUACAUGAGGAGCAGACUUGCAAAUUGCAUUUUGUCCAUUUUUACCAAUUUUCAGAAAACGCAAAAAACUACUAUACAAAAACUAAAUGAAAGAAAAAAAAAUUAUGUCAUCAUAUAAUGGCAUUGAGUGUAUGGACCUCGAUUACGAGUUUCUGUACAAGAAAGUGAAAGAACAACUUGAAAAAAUACAAAAAAUUGGUGGACAAAAUGCAUUUUAAUAAUCUAUAGUGGACAAAAUGCAAUUUGAAUGUCAUUAUAAUUUUACAAAAUGAAUAAACUGUCUUAAAUGAAAAAGUAUUCUAUCCAAACAUAAACAUGAAACAAAACAAAAUUAUUAGACAUGUCAACAAAACAAAAAAACAAUAUCUCUUGUUUUUUUUUUUAAAUUUUAAAUAAAGUUAUUUUCAUCAGUUUCAGCGCAUUCGCAAGCUUCUUCACCAUCUUCGUACUCUUGAUCUUCAUUAUGGCUUACAGCAAGAUUUUUAAAUAUUUCAGCCAUCCAUCUUAACUCGGGGUCUGUGUCGUACCAUUUGUCACCAGAUAACAAAACAAUUAAUUUUUUUAAACUAUCAAGUUUUUUCUGUUUUAUUUCAUGUCCAAGCCGUACUUCAGAAAGAACGAUUUGAUCCAAGCGCUUUUUAGCAAAGUUUGGAAUUUUUUUGCUGGAUCAUCCGUCCGAUAUAAAGAUUCAGAUUUUACCACCACUUUUGAGACCGUACCUCUUUUAAUGAUUAUUCUCUUACUUAAGCUAAUUCCUAUUACUUUCUUUAAAGAGACUGAAGCUUUUUUGAUAUUAACCAAUGACCAAUUCGUUCCAAGUUGUCUAAUUUCUCCUACUUGUUUGUAAAGUUCACAAUAUUUUUCAGGUGUUUUUAUAACCGCGUGUCGCUUUAGAAUCUUUUCCACCCUCCCAAAAAUUCUGUCUGCUGGAAGGUAAGAGUGUCCUCGGACUGGGAAGAUAACCUCUAUCUUCUUAAUUGUUUCUGGAGCAAAGCUGUGCAGCCAUAACAUAAGCAUGUGGAUGAUAAAGCUGUUUUUAUUUUGCUCCCCGCAUCCAUCAGAAGAGCCGAAAAGUGUCUACGUUAGGGGCAAAAUUAGUUCUAUUUAAAAAAUCAAGUACUGCUGAUAAAAUUUCUGUGGCCCCUCUACCAGCUUGGUGUUCCAUCCCUGAAUAAAAAACUGGGUUUUUACAAUUAGUGGCUGUAAUGCAAAAAAAGUAAAUUGAAAGUUGCUGUGCAUAAAAAGCAUCUUGUAUGGGAACUUUUGGAAGAACCUGCACUUGCUGCAAAUCAAAACAAAAAGACACUGAGCUAGGUAGUUCUUCCUUCAUUAUUUUAUGGAACUGAGAUGCUCUAACCUUAUGAACUUUUAGUUUGGUCUGCAGUUCGCUUUUGUCAAUAAUAUUUCUGGCAUUACAGAUUUGUGUUGCAGUUCGAACACAAAAAUUACAUACAUCCGUAGCCGGGCUACCAAAGCCUAUAUUAAAGUAAUUAUUGAAAACUACUAAAGUAUUUAUAAUUUACUUUUUUAUCAGCCGACACAUUUUGAUUAUAGAUUUUCCAAAGUUUGGCAAUACUGUAUUCGGCAGAUACGUAUCUCCUCCUCUUUUUUCAGUAAGGGUUGAACCAAUUUUUUUUUUUAAUUUUUUUAGAAAUUGUGUUUAUUCGCCUUUGGGAAACGCUGAACAGAGCCCGAAAGAGUUUCUGGCAAAUUUGUUUCUUAGUACCUUUAAGAAACACCUAAAAGGAAUUUGAACUUAGUUAUAUUUUAAAAUACAUCUUAGAUGACCAAACUUACGAAAUAAUUAACAGAAAAAUUAUGCGGCUUUCCAUUUUCUUUUCGAUUUCGUUUUCUUUGUGGCUCCUUAAUAUCCAUGUAGCUAGCAAGUAAGUUAUCCUGCUUAAUUUUGUCAGGGUGCUCAAAAAACGUUUGGCGAAUCUCUAGCAGAGCUUGUUUUGAUAAUUCUUGGCAAUCAAAAUUAGCAUUUUUAUGAUCACAAACUACGUCAAAAUUGUCGAGAUUGAUAUCCAAAUUUGAAUACCUUAGAGAUUAAAUAAAAAAUAUUAACUUAAUUUAUAAAACCUAACCUUAUAAAUUAACUUAUUUGCUUUUUUCUCUCACGGCUUAUUAUAUUUCUUUUUCUUUUCCUACUGCCCCUAUCAACACUAUCACCAACAAUAUGCUCCCCUUCUAACCCUUCCAUUUUUUUCGAAAACGAUACUUUUAUUCUAGUUUUAUAAAAAGCUAAAGUGACUGGACUUAAAUCAGUUUGUUUGUCUGGGCGAAAUUUACCACCAAAUAACACGGGGACUUAAUGCAGUUUGACUGUCUAAAUGUUCAUAAAAAGUUGGUAUUUCAUCAUAGGAAUGCAACGCCAUCUCUAUCUCAAAUAUGGAAAAUUUGGACAAAAUGCAUUUUGCAAGUCUGCUCACCUCACAUGAUGAUAAAUAGUCUCGUUGUCUUUGUGAAAUUCCGAGGGCCCAAUAAUUUUGAAAAAUUUGUUUUCGAACUUCAGCAGCGAUCCUUGUAUUGCAUUUUAAUUUGCAGGUAUUUCCACACGGAGGUUUCAUUUCUCGGGCGGUUACAAUUUUUUUGGACCUUGAAGAUGAAACAUACUGAUUUCCAGAAUUUCUAGCUAUUUUCGCAGCAUUUUUCUUCCACGUCGACUUAUCGCGUUUACGCUUUUCAGUUCGUGUUGCGGUUUCACCGUCCUCUUGCUUCGCGGUCUCUAUUUCUAUGUUUUCACCUGCUUCAGUUUCGGACUGUUUAGAACUUUCGCUGCCAGAAUCUAUAUAAUCGGGAUCUUUAUCGCUGUCGUCGGAAUUAUGGAAUGGAUCUUCAUAUUCUUCAUUAUCAAAAUUUUGUAAAAUAGCCUCAGGUACAUUAUUCAAAUCCAUACUAUUAUUGUCACGUGAAUGAAUUGAUGAAUUAAAUUUGUUUUUAAUAGGCUCUGGAAAAUUAGAGAAAUUGAAGACACCAUCUGAAAAAAGAAACAAAAUUAUAAAUAUUAAUAAUAACAAUGUAAAUUAAUUUUUCACAAUUAAAUCAUUUAAUUUACUUACUCGUUUUAAUAAAACAAUCUACAUACGAGCCAUCGAGAGGCUUUGCUAAAAGAGUUAUGUCAUUAUUGACAUUGACAGAAUCGGGUUUUAUAAUACGAGUAUUAUUGGUGCGAUGAAUUUGCAUAUUAUCAUCACAAUAUUGUGUGGUACUGCUCGUUUCAUUAAUUUUGUUUACGAUUUGUACUAUAGGUAAGAUGUCAUCUAAAACAAGAAAAUAAAACGUAGUAAGAAUGGUAAUUUAAGUAAGUCGAUAAUUAUUUAGUUAUUGUAGAAAACUGUUACAAAAAUGUCUUACUAUUAAAUAAAUUGAUUUACUUACUCGUUUUAACAGAACAAUCUACAAACGUGCCAUCGAGAGGCUUUGCAAAAACAUUACUGUCAUUAUCGAGUAUCUUUAUAGUAUUUGGAACACCAUCAGCAUUGGGUACUGUACUAUGAGUAUCAUUGGUGGGAUCAGUUUGUAUAUUAUCCUAACAGUAUUGUGUGGUACUGCUAGUUCCAUUAAUUUCGUUUCCCAUAACCUCCCAGCAUGCCGAGGAAUUAUUGUCAUACCCAUUUCGUUUUUGGGAUAAUUUUAUUAACAGUCUUGUUCUUUGACAUAACAUUAACUUACUUUCUAUGUAAACCGACAUAAAACCAAGUGAGACGUUUUUCUAUAAAAUUUUCACAAACCCAACGUUCUCUCACGGGAUCUAAAUCACAACUGUAACUUUUCUAUAAAAGCAAAAGGUUCACUAGUAAAAUAAACAAACGACACUUGCUCCUCCCAGCGGCGACUGGUGAAACUUACAGUAAUGUCGCUUUUCCACAUAAACCUGUGCUGUUUUAGGUUGGUUUUCAGUACUUAUCUGGAAUAUGAUGAAUUUUGACUUUUCUGUCUCACUUUUGUGUAGAAAAGUGUUACUUUUCUACCAACGGAGCGAUAUUUAGCGAUAUUUUCCCUUUUAACUCUUACUGCCGCAAAAAAUCCUGAAAAAAAUCUAUCCCAACUGGAGCAGGACUUUUUUUUUGAAUCGUUAUUUUUUUUUAAGUGUAUUUAAUUAUGUCCUUGGAGAUGACAAAUUAGGUUUUUUUUUGCAAAAAAAAAUCUAUGUUUUGGUAAAAAUGGUGCUCCAUCUUUUGAACCACCACCUUACACCACAUUUAGAAAAAAAAGGAUUUUUUUAUUCAAACAGACAAAGUAUUAUAUUAAGAAUAGUAAUUUUGGAAGCAACUCUAUUGUUUUCCUAAACAUAGAGGCACCUGAUAGGUGUUGCAAAUACAGUCGGUGCGAACUGGCUUUGCUUUGGUGUUGCAUAGGGUACAUCGUUUUGUCGAAGCUUGUUCUGGUUGGUGAGUGGAUAAAUUUAAUCGAAUUUCUUAGACCUGAAGGGCUUUGAUUUUUUUUAUUUGAAUUUGUGCAGUAAGGCACUUGCGGCAAAUAAGGCCCAGCUAAGGAAAAAACUGCUUUAUCGUUAUCAAAAAUUUAAACAAAAACAGGACACUUCAAAUAUUGAAAAUAUGAAGUCUUUUUAACAAAAUAAUACAUUAAUUAUAAAGUUUAUUAUUUUGAUUAGGCUUUUGACAAGCUUUGUAAAAAAAUAUGAAAGUGCGCCUUAUUAUCCGACUGUUCGGUAAAUAAGGCCCCAUUAAAUUAAUGAUGUCGGUUAAGAAGGCCCAUCAAAUAAUAAAAAUAUAAACGUAAAAAAUACAUUUCUAACCAAGAAACAAAUCUGACCACUAAAAUCUAAGAGCAGUUUGGGCAGAUAAAGUCGUCAUCAUCAUCUUGUGAGAAGCCAACACACGCCUCGUGACACCAAGUCCCGCCCGCUAUGCACUGUCUCAUGUCGAUUUUAUCAUGUGUCUGGCAAACAAAACAAAACCAAGAGUCCGUAAUUGAAGGAUUUACUUCAGUCCUUCUUCCAAUACCUUUUGAAGAUGACGGUAUCGGCUCCUUAGAAACAGAUAUUUUGGAUGGCUUCGUGGUGGGUUUGGUAACUUGCUAUGUUAGUUUUUCUUUCGAAAAGUUCAGGGGUUGGUAGUAAUUCUUUAAAAGAUUUUUUUUUAAGAUGGUCAUUAUUAAUGUUUUGAGUAGAGGUAGUGUAAGUAGUAGCUUGUGGGUUUUUGUUUAUUUUGGAAUUUCUCAUCAUCUCCGUAAGCGUAGAUAAAGGCAUGUGAUCUUCAGAGUCAUCUGAGUCAUAGUCACGUGGCAGAUUAUUGAUACUGCUCACAACGGUAACAUUUGGUGGUUCCGUAAUUAUGUUAAUUUCCUGCUGAGGCUGUUCAAUAUUUUAUGGAGGACGCUGAGUUGCUAACGAUGGGGCAAACGCUGAUUCAGGUGUUACACUUGGAUCCAGUGGAAACAUACCAGUGGCUCUAAAUCCAAUGACUAUAUUUUCGGGAGUCAUACAUUUACUCCAGAUUUUGGAGAAAAUAUAACCAAAGCGGCUUUUAUUAAGACGUCGGUCUGAAUGCGUAUCCCAAUAUCGAAGAAGCUCCUGAUUCCAAUGAUACUCGAACGAGCGAUAAACAGUUUUGUCCAACGGUUGGAGCUCGUGGGUGGUAUUCGACGGCAAACAAAACAGUCUAAGUCCCACUUGAUCUGCAGCAUCAACGAUUGAAAUAUCUAGGUGGCUAGAAGCUCCGUCAAAGAUAAGUACAGCCGGUCCGUCGUUCUUGUAGCGAGAUAGAUGUUGUAGAAAUGCAAUAAAAAGUUCUGUGGUCAUUCUACCCUUCUCCGCCAUUUUCACAAGGGAACCCGGUGGCAGACCAUCUUGCCAUUCGGGCUUUAACCUUUUGCCCUUAAAUAUGAUCAUAGGAGGUAUGGAAUUCCCCAAAGUAAUGCAGCAUCCUGCAAUGGUCACGUUCUCAGCAUGAUCAGGUGCCAUGAGAUAGAUGAUCAACCUGCAACCCUUCAUCCAUAUUAAAGAGGUCCAUAUUGCACGUUUUGUUCUUUCUCCUGGCAUUUUAGGUAUCCUUUUGGAGAGAAAUAAAAGAUAGAAACCUUGUCGUUUAAUAAGGCCCACUAGUACUAUCAUUACUUCUUUCAGAUGAAACUAAGACUGCAGCUAUAAGACUAAUAUAGGCUAAUAUAGAGAGAAAAUUAUAGCUCUUCUAAAAUUUUUGGGAGUUUCCGUGCUAGGUGGAUCUAUGAGAUUAUCCGAGUACAUACAGUAUGCAUUCACUACAGAAGCAUCCAGGAAGCAAAAAAAAAUCCGGUGCAUCAUUUAUUGCUUUGACGAUCAAUUUGGAAGAACUGAUCCAUUUUUUUCUCAUUUAACCUCAGUGAAAUCUUUGGGUAUAUGGUAAUUUGAUAAGAGCUGCACGGAUCUCUUGUCUUUUUAUUUUAGAGCAAAUAAUUUGGUGUCGCUAAUGUACCGCUCAAAUUUACCUCGCUUUCUUUGUUACCUUUAAAAGUAGGCAAAACCUUUUUCGAUAUUUUGAUAGUUCCAACGGCAUAGAUACCUCUUAAUUUUAAGGACUUCAUAAGCAAUUCACUGGUAAUAAAGUUAUCAAAAUAUGUUUUGUGAUUUCUACAUUACCUUUACAAAGCUUUUUGUUAAUUUAUUGAUCACUCUUAACCCCAAGCUCUGCUGACCAGUUUCUUCAGUAGACUCACCAGCAUAUAUGUCGAAUUUCAAGCAAUACCCAGAUUUGUCACAAAUCAUCUUUUUACAGGUUUUUUUUGGCAUAUAUUGGUUUAGAAAGCUUCUGCCCUUAAAUUAGAUCAUAGACUUAUCUAUGUAAUACUUCUCUAGGCAACAGAGCAGAGCUAAAUGAUUUUUCAAGGUGAUGCAAUAAAGGUCUCACUUUAUAAAGAGAAUCAAAAUCAGGAGCACCACGUUUGGGCAUUAGGGAAUUAUUAUUAAUCCUUAAAAAAAGCAUAACUUUUGUUUUGGGUAAAUAACAUUUUUUUGGCUUAAAACAUGGUUAGAAAACUGGGAAAAAUAAUUAAAAUUUUCUUUUAAAAUUUGUCUUUUUUCCAAAUUUUUUAUUAUUGGAAUUUUGCAAUAUUGUGAAGUUACAGGCAAAUUAAAUUAUUUUCAUGAAAUCUUUUAAAACAUUUUUUUAAGCAUAAUACCACUUCACAUUUUUUGGCAUAUACCUAGCAUAAUACCUCGCCAAUGUCAGGUUCACCAUUCUUGUUUGAUGAUUUUCACUCCCAGAAUAAAUUUCAAAUUGGUAGGCAAAUCUACACCAAAAAGGCAAAUACACCCUCCAAGACAAAAAGUUUAAAACCCCAAUUGUGAGGUUUCAUGGGCACUUUAGUUGAACACAUUUGUUUAUCGACAGAUAGAGCUGGUUCCAGAUGCUUACAAUUUUUCAUUUAGGUGCUAAAUAAGUGGUCGCAGCUUGUGAAGUUUAUCAUGGUUAUGAUCGUCUUUAGGGAAAUGCUUUUUAUUGUCGUUAAAAUGAAUGUAACGUCUUAUUUUCUCAAAUUACAUACAUCCACUACAUACGUAUUCCAGUAUGAUCGUACAUUUGGCAAGUUUACUAUGAAGGUACAAAAACAAAUUCCAAUAAAUUUCCUUAUGUUAGUGGCAGGUAAGCUAACUUGGUUGUUCGGGUUUUUUUGAACGCAACACAAAUUGGUUUCGUUGACGAUUUUAUCGAUUAAUCAAUUCGUUUAAAAAAUAUCGUUAUAAAUACAUCGUUUAUAAACUGUAUGUAGUCUCCAACGCCAUUACUUCUGCAGAAAGGACUUCGUCGCCAUGAAAUGGUAAUUGAAGAUCGUUCAAGUAAAGAUUAUGCUGCUUCCAAGUUAUGUUUCUUUUAACGGAUUUUUUUGUAUGUUUUUUGAAAUCAUUCUUUACUUUAUUAGAUGGCCCGACCUGACACUCAUUUUCCAUCGCCUUCAUUUGCACUUCAUCACCUAAUUGCUCCUCAAAUACCCUAAGAUCUACUUGAUCCUCAUCGUCCUCAUCUGAAUCACUCAAAAUAUAAUUUAGGUCUGCUUCUGUUAGUAUCCGAAAAAUCCAUUCCAUCUUAACUAUCUGACCAGUUUUCCCAUAUGGAUUGCAACUCCUUAUCACUAAGAGGUCGAUUUUGGCUCAUUUCAUAUGUCAAACUGUGAAAAGACUUCAGAGUUUGUCUUGAGAAUUUUUCUAUAUUUACUACAUCGGAUAAUGUUGCUUAUACGCAACAAAAAUAAAAAAAGAAACUAAGCGCUAAAUGCAAUGUCCACAAAAUUAUUUUUUUUGCAUCUGCACAAAAAAACAACAAUUUUUCACUGAAUACAAAUAAAAUACAUACCUUUAUUAUAACAAUAUCACUUUUUUUACGAAAGUAUAAACAAAUAUGCGGGUUUCCCAGCAAGAGCAAAAUAUAUUACAACGACAACACUGACGAUAGACAACUAAGAAUAUUAAUUCUAAAUAUAAGUAUGGAGCCUCAUCUAUGAGUAACUCUUUGUAUUACACUCUUUAAGAUACUGUUGUAAAUAUGCAACGAUAUGCACUCGCGAAAUAAAAUAUUUCGUUAGCAGUUUAGAAUAGGUGAAAUAGGCAUGUGUUCUAUUUUUGCAACAUAAUGCAUUUAAGAGUUAAGAUGUAGAUGUGAUAAGUGCCAACCAAACCGCUUGAUGGACAUAACUGAGCUAAUACAAUUGUCGUGUAAAUCUGGUGCACUGCACAAAUAAUCUUUAUAGCUUGGCAAACGUUAAAUUCCCAUAAGUAAAUUGAUUCCCAAAAAAGUAAAUCACACGAGUCAAAACAAAACCCUCAUAACCUGUAAAUCUAGCAUGUGUAUACCAAAAACUGUUUGAAAUGUUAAAUUUGGCUAUCCAGAAUCUACAGAGCAAGUACUUAUGAUGCAACACACUUAUAACGUGGUUCAAAAUUUGUAAAGAAAAUACUUUGAAAAGGUGAGAACGACAUAAUUCCGCAUUCUGGUUUGCAAUCCUCAUUACGCAUUAAUUAGGUCGAUGUAGAUAAUUAAUAUAUUGCACUACUAAUCUGAAAAAUAUAACAUUUUGAGUUGUGUCAUUAUCGUUGAGGACCAUCGUUAUAGUAAAACUAGUAUAGAACUAUAGACUGAGAUUCAAUUUUAAAAAAAAUCAUACCUAUUUUCUAUAGUGAUUAUGUAUUUAUGAAUAUAUUAUUUAUAAACUUUUUAUUGUAAAAUCACUUUCUAGUGUAAAUCUUAUGAGAAUGCAGGUAUUGGUAUGAGUAAUAAUUUUCAUAGAAUGUCAAUGGGUUAAAAGUAAACCUAUAAGAGAUUCAUAGUUUGUUUAAACUAAAUAGUUGCCAAGCAUCUUAAAUUAGAUAUUGUUAAAUUUGUAUGUUUCAAAGUUUGUUAAUAUAAUAUUUACUUGAUUGCUAUAUUUUUUUAACCUUUUAGAUUUAUCAUUUAAAUAUAAUGAUUCGAAAGCCUAGCUGCAAUGUAUGUACUCUAAGAUUUCACUGAUAAUUUUCCAACUUGCUAAGAUAAACUAAUGUGAUGAGGUGUACUAUGGUUUAACACUAAGUGUAAAACAGGGGUAAACAACAGUGUGUUGGUAACAUUAGUAAUUAGUUGUAAAGUAUAAUUUUCGAAUUUUCAUUUUCGAUAUUUUGAAUUUUGCACGACAUUUCGGUUGGGAUAUAGUUCGAACGUUAUCAAGUAUCAACGGUUUACGCGUUGUGCUAAAUUUAAAAUAAAGAAAAAUGGAACUUCGAAAACAACGACUUUACUACUUUACCAAUGUCUACCACUUUCAAAAAACUAAUAAUUGAUUUCCCAAUAAAUUAUCCUCUCAUUUGUCUUUUCGAAAUUAGGUGAUAUACUUUACUAAAUGAUGUAUCAUGGAGACUGUUAUGAUUGUUUAUAAAUUGCAAUUAAAAUGCAGCUUUUUUAUGUGAAAUGAAUCUAAGUAACAUAGUAAUAUCUUUUGGGCUUUAGGUUGAACUACCAAAUCAAUAAAAAAAUUUGCAAGUAAUUUAAAUAAACUUUUAAGGCUUUUGAUAUUACAAAAGUCAAUGUCAUGUCAUAUUUAUUUUUUUGUUUCCAACCAAUACAACAGUUUUCGUUUCCCGCAAUUACAAAUUUAUAAAUAUCUUUCUGGGUUAAGGUUAACGUCCGAUAAUAUUAUCUUUAAAACUGAGGUCAAAGAUUUUUUAGUAUUAGGCAUUAGGCGUAUUGUAAACAGAACAAAGAACACCUAAUAUGAUCCCAUUAUAGUUCUAAUUGGAUAUGAGUGGUUCUUUUUACAAAUUUCGUGAUGUAUAUACGACACCUAGGCCAUCUGUAUUAAAUACCAUCUUGAUAAUUCGUAUAUAUUUGCAUGUCUUUUUAGCUUAAAAUUUAGUUUAAAUAUUAUGUUAUCUUAUAUGUCCAAUAACUUAAUUGAUUUAGUUAUGUUUUAGUGGAUUUGCCAAACAAUAUGUAAAGUCUUUAUGGAAAUUGUGCAGAGGGGGAAUUUAAUUAGAGGCUUAUACCUUUUCUCAGAAUAUACAUAUCUUAUUUUACAUAAUCUAUUUUCAAGCGAAGUUUUAUUUUAUUAUAUUGGCCAACAACCUACAUUAUUAUAUACCAACUUAGCUUGUUACUGUUGGAUUUUGUAUUUUAAUAAUCAGCAUUAUUAUCAGUUAAUAUAGCUACUUCGCUUUAGCACCGCACAAUAUCUUUUACAAAACCGAUUUCAGUUCAAAAAAUGCUAAAUAUCUUAAAAAAGGAAUAAAAAUUUGUAAAUAAUUAUAUUAUUAAAAAAUAUGAAUAAAUAAAAUAAUAAUGAUUAGUAAAAAACACUUUAGAAUGCAAAAGAGAUAUAAUAUAUAGACUAUCCCAUUUAAAAUAUUACUCCAACAUCCCAACAAAAUACCUGUAUAUACAAAAAUGUGAAUAAAACUUCGUUUGAAGCUAAAAGACUCCGCACCUAUUCUCUAGAUUAUUAGCCUCAAAUAAAAUGCCUACUCUGUACAUAGUCGUAUUACAAUGUAGGUAUUAUGAAAGAGCUUAUUUUGUAUUAUGAUGUAUACUAGAUUUAAAAGUGCGUUUGAGACAAAAGGGGUCUAAUAUGAAAGACCUUAAUACUUUUGGAUUCGGUCGGUACAAUUUUUUGCAUAAUUGUAAUGUUCUCACACCAGUGCCUUAAUAUAAGUAGCUUAAGUAUAAUUGUUAUAAUUGGAGUUUUUUGAAAAUGGAAAAAUAAUAUUAAUAAAUAUUGUCUAUAUAAAA
Messenger RNA from Anthonomus grandis grandis, 17196 nucleotides. RefSeq names its product protein Son (gene Son). Gene Ontology annotation, biological process: regulation of mRNA splicing, via spliceosome; regulation of cell cycle. The coding region runs from base 164 to 2494 and encodes 776 amino acids. The record is from RefSeq and is a predicted model, not a curated record. NCBI's taxonomy places the organism in Eukaryota, Metazoa, Arthropoda, Insecta, Coleoptera, Curculionidae. The transcript has 2 exons. Gene Ontology annotation, molecular function: RNA binding.